UAAAUGGGUUUACUCCACUUCAUUUCACCUCCUCUUUCUCUCUGUAAUUGAUGGACCACCCUCUCGCGUCCCUCUAUUGCUGUCCCCUUUCUCCCUUUCUCCAUCUCGCUGCAGCCUUCUACCAUGACAUAUCUGUUCAACGAAAGUGUGAUCUGAGAGAAGAAGACGGGAGAUUAUAUUAUCAACUGCCACAAAAUGGGAAGAGCUAAGAAAGAUGUGGAAUGGUAUCCCCUUGAGGUCUGGGUUGGUGGUGUGAUGAGAACCAGCAAGAGUGGAAGAACUAACUAUAUGGGUGGAAAGAGGAUAAGGGAUUGGGAUACACAAACUGGGACCAUCACCUACCAUGAGCUAUGUCAAAAGAUUAGAUAUCAUGGGUUUGGUGAAGUCCAAAGAGUGGGAUAUUUCAAACCAAAAAUAAAAUGGAUGUCUUUGCAAAUUGCUUCAACUGAUGAGGAAGUUAAAUUGAUGUUUCAAAGAGGGAAGGAGCACAAUUGGCUGAAAGUGUAUAUCGAAACAGAUGUCCAUGUAACUGAAAACAUGGAUUAUGACCACAGCAAUUAUAUAUCAGAGGAUGAUUGUCCUGAUGCUGAUAUGGAAGAAUCUGUUGUGCAAGAAAGGCCUAAGGAAUAUACUCUUAAUUUGUAUGGUUGUGAGAAUGAAGCUGAAGAAGAAAUGGGUGGAAAGAAUCCGGUUUUUCAACAAAAGCUUGAUGAGGUUCCAGCUGAAACCCAUUUGCAUCAUGACCAUGCUAACUUCUGCGAUACAAAUGCCAUUGAUUCAACAAUUCUAGAUGGUACAUUGGAAAUAGAUAUUGGUGUUGAUGGGUACUUUAGUCCAUUUCUCAAUGAAGAUAGCAAAGACAGUGAUGGAACUUCAUUGGGUGAGCAUGAACUGUAUAAUGAGGAGCUUAUGAUUGCAAGGGAAAAUAAGAUCAAAAUGAUAAAUACCACAGUGGAUCAUGGUUCUGGUUUAGGUCUUGAUGUUCCCAUUGCUAAUAGCCAUCCUACACAACAUGGUGCUGAUCAAUUCAAGGAAGAGAAUGAUGAAAUGACAGCUGGGACUGGUCCUAUGAUUGUGAGUGAGUAUGAGGCAACAAAUGAAGAGUUCUCCUCAACAUGCAGUAGUGAGGAGGGAGUGUUAGAGAGUAAGAAGAGAAAAAGUAAAGUAAACAAUGUUUAUGAUCCUUCUUGUGACUAUAAGAAGCUGCAAUUUAAUGUUGGUAUGAUUUUCUGUAGCAAACAACAAUUAAUGUUUGCUGUUCGGAAGUAUGAACUCUAUAAUGGUUUCAAUGUGGAAUGGAAAAGGAGUGAGGCCACAAAAGUUGACUGUAGGUGUAGAGAAAAUUGUCGUUGGAGGUUGUAUGCCUGUACUAGAGGUAGUGAUAACUCGUGGGUAAUUAGGACAUACCAGGAGGAUCAUGUUUGUUUUAGAAUCGUACCAAAUAGGCAAGCAAAUUCUGAUUUCUUGGUAACAGAAUCCCUCAGUCAGUUAAGGGAGGAUCCUGAUUAUGGUGUUGAUAAGAUGAUCAAGGAAAUGAAUGAGAAGGAUGACAUAACAGUUGAGAAGCAUGUUUAUUAUAGAGCUAGAAAUAAAGCCAUGACAGGUCUUAAUGGGUCACUUGAGUCACAACAUGCAAAGAUGAGCAGGCAUGGAGUUGGUAUGCAAUGCCAGCUUUGCUUGGAUUAUGGUCAUAAUAAGCGAGGGUGUCCGAGGAAAUAUAACCUGCCUGCUCCUAGAAACCAGAAAGCUGUAGGAUAUGCAGAAAUUUAUUCAAGUGUUAUCUGAUACUUGCCUUAACACAUAUAUCUUAAAUUCUCUUUUUCUGCCCUACUAUCUAUAUUAUUAUGGUUGCAAUUAUUUGUUGUUAACUGUUUAUGCUGAAAGUUUGUUAAGAUUGGAUAUGAUAGACAAACCUACAAUUAGAAACAAAAGAAAACUGAGAAGCUUUAAUUAAUAUGAUUUGCUUUUCUGUGCA
Jatropha curcas is the source of this 1975-nucleotide messenger RNA. The record is from RefSeq and is a predicted model, not a curated record. Lineage: Eukaryota; Viridiplantae; Streptophyta; Magnoliopsida; Malpighiales; Euphorbiaceae.